This is a messenger RNA of Astyanax mexicanus (Mexican tetra), 3897 nucleotides long. It is a transcript of the gene tmprss4a, whose product is annotated as transmembrane serine protease 4a. The transcript has 14 exons. Gene Ontology annotation, molecular function: serine-type endopeptidase activity; protein binding. The coding region runs from base 338 to 1744 and encodes 468 amino acids. The record is from RefSeq and is a predicted model, not a curated record. Gene Ontology annotation, cellular component: membrane. Gene Ontology annotation, biological process: proteolysis. Lineage: Eukaryota; Metazoa; Chordata; Actinopteri; Characiformes; Acestrorhamphidae.
UGGUGGAGGUUUCAUGUUGGGGGUUGGGCUGGUGAAGAUAAAUCUGAGAAAUACACAGACACUCCAAAGAAAGCAUUCGAGCUUCCGGAAACCUGUUCCACAUGCCCUUCUGUAUCAAAUAUCAUCCACUGUGAAGACCAGGGCAGGGAGAGAGGAGUCAUAGCGCAAAUCAGAGAGAGAGAGAGAGAGGCGGGGGGAGUGCAUACCUGAAAAAGAAGGAAGCAGAGAGUCGAGAGUCCUACGUGAAAGGCCUCCACUUCACACCUGGUCUGCGGUUGGUUUACUGUACACUGGCAGAGUGCUGCCUCUCGGUGCAGCAACAGAACCAUGAGGAGGCAUGGAACAGUUCAGUGAUGUGUUUCAACAGUUGAGCAAUGAGACUAAUACCCAGGUUUCUGAAGAAAGCCAAAGACCCUUAAACCCAAAACCUCAAGUUGUGGCCAGGCCUGGCAGGCACAGGAAGCCCAUGUCUGCUGCACAGCCUCCGAGGAGCAAAGGGGCAUCGCACAGAAAGAUCAUCCUCACCAUCCUCUGUGUUCUGGUCAUUCUGGCUAUUCUGGCUGUGGCUGCAUACUUCAUCCAACAGCUCAUUCAAAGCAAGUUUUUCUUCUGCUCCCAAUCACUGAAGUUCAUCCCACUGGAGCAAGCCUGUGAUGGUAAAUCAGACUGCUCAGGAGCCGAAGAUGAGGCCACGUGUUUGUCCCACUUUUCGUCCAACUAUACUUUCCCUGUUCGACUCUCCUCCAAUCUCUCGGUGCUUCAGAUAUACAGUGCCAGUGACAGGAAGUGGGGGAGUGUGUGUGCAGACGGCUGGACCCAGCAACACACUCAGACAGCAUGUGAACAGCUAGGAUACACUGUUAAUCCUUCUCACCGCACCAUCGUAAUGAAUGAUCUGCCGUCUGACCUGAAGGCUUCUUACUUCGCCGUUGGGUCGGGCAGUGUGCAGGUCAUGCAGUCAAGUUUCUCAGACAAAAAGACAUGCAGUCUGGGUUCAGUAGUUGCCCUGUCCUGCUCAGAUUGUGGUCCUCCGGCUCCUGCGAGCCGCAUCGUAGGAGGGCAUGAUGCACUGAUUGAGAACUGGCCGUGGCAGGUGAGCCUGCAGCAGAACGGGCAGCACACCUGUGGAGGCUCCUUGCUGUCCCCAAAAUGGGUCCUCACAGCAGCCCACUGCUUCACCAGUAGGGGUGAGGUGAGCAGGUGGCGGGUGGUGGCAGGUAAAACAUACCUGAGCUCUCUGGGAGGAUCUAGUGUGGAAAAGAUUAUAGUAAAUGCAGACUACGUUGCAGCACGCAACGACUACGACCUGGCCAUGAUGAAGCUCAGCAGCCCACUCAGUGUUGGAGCUUCUGUGAAGCCAGUGUGUCUGCCGCCUCGGAACCUGGGCCUGACUGGAGGAGCUCCUCUGGUGGUGACUGGCUGGGGUCAUCUGCAGGAAAAUGGGCAGUUAUCUUCUAAUCUACAGAAAGCAGAUAUUCUCCUCAUAGACCAGGCGCGUUGUUCCAGUCCUGUAGUUUAUGGUGCCAGCAUCACCUCCAGGAUGUUCUGUGCUGGGUACCUGGAAGGCAAAGUGGACGCAUGCCAGGGGGACAGUGGUGGUCCAUUGGUGUAUUAUGACAGGCGCUGGAUGCUGGUUGGGGUGGUCAGCUGGGGCGUGGGCUGUGCCAGAGAGGACCGGCCUGGUGUUUACAGUAAUGUGGAACAGAUGAUGAACUGGGUAUACACAGUCAUGGAGAAGUCCUGAGCUCAUCCUGCAAGCAGGCGACUCUGAGGAGAACUCUCACAUUACUUCAACGCAGUGCAAUAUUUACAAUCACUUACCACCAUUGCAACACAGCGUGUGCAAUCUGUUGUUCUCAGUACUCAACGAGGACAUGCGUAAUUGUAUGUAUAGAACAGAGGUAAAUGCUUUUUUGAAUCAGUGCAUUUCAUUUUCUAUAUACUCAGGGAUCGUUUAAGCUAAUAUAUAUGUAUUUUACACACAAACACACUCUCUCUCUCUCUCACACACACACACACACACACUGUCAUAGAGGCACCAAAGAAGCCAAUUUUUAAUAGCCCAAAGUGAAUGACUUUUUGGUGCCAUUGUAAAAUCUGUAUCAGGGGUUCUUCUAGACACAAUCCUUUGGGAGUCGUGAGGGUGAUGCUACAAUGUGUAACUUCACUCUUCGUCUAACUGCACUCUGAUGAGCUUCAAGAGUUCCAGUUACACACAGUAAAGCAUCACCCUUACUGUUUUAUGUCAAGAUCUCUUUGGGUUGGAGACCCCCAGGUUAAGAUCCUCUGCUCUAGAGAUGUUUUUAACCUGUACUUCAGCCCCCCAGUGGUGCUUGGCCUGGUGUAGUACAGUCAUGUGACUGAUAAAGCUAGCAGGUAGAUUUGCAAGAUAGUUAUAUCAAUAUUAUUGUAAAUCUGAGUGAAAGAUUCUGUCUUUUUGGAUGAAUGAUGUACAAUGUACAGAAAAUGUACACUUAAUUUUAAAUGGUUGAUUUAUGUAGGUUGUGGAAUAUUUUGUGACGGGUUAAAUUAGCUGCGAGAUGCAAAGGUUUGGGCAACGGAAGAAGCUGAGGAGUCAAACUGGGUUAAUUCUGGGCCACAGCACAGCUAGAGCAGCCUUCAUUAAAUGUGAAUCUCAGAAUCUCUGUAUCACUUUACGAUAAGGCAAUUGUAGGCACUGUAUCAUGAAAAUAUCAUAUUGUGAUGCCCUGUGAUUUAAAACUCUAGGUAUUACUUUUGUAAGUACUGUAAUUUGUGACCCUUAUUGUAAAGUGUUACCAGAAUCUCUGCAUAUCAGUGACUCGUAACUAAACCCAGUUUGAUAACUCUAAAAAGUGACUUUUUAUCAAUGCCAUUGCACAUUCAUUGCACCAAAAACUUUUUGUAACAUUGUGUAUUGUGUAUAUAUAUGAGCUAUGGAUCUUCAAUUGAUUGUCUCAGUUGAAUGUCUCUGGUCGUCUGAGUUUUUUUUGUUUGUUUGUUCUUUGUUUUGUAUUUGCAUUUUUGUGAAGUACUUGGUAAUGUGCAGUAGUGGAUUAUGUGCAGGGAUUAUGUUGUCACUAAGACAAACUCAUAUCUCUGUCUUGGGUGGGUAAUCCACAUCCAUACAAUAAAAAUCCAUCCUAAGUUUUUUUUUUUUUUAGCAACUUUCUGUGUGGCUUUCAACAUCUCGCAUCUCAUCUGGUCGCAGUGGGGAUGCAUUUUAGUAAAAAGGUGUAAACAAACUAUCUGGGUGGUGGUUAAAGUAAUUUGAAAUUAAGUGUGCAGUCAGGAGUGUAAAUAUGGUUAGUGCACAUUUUAACACAAAUUAACAGCCAAACUAACCUACGUUAUUCAACACAUGACUUUAAAAAUGCUGAAGAACACAAAUAACAAAAGGGCUAGGCCUUUUUGUAUGAUGGGUGGACACAUUUUCUGUGUUGAUGGGUUUUUAAAGAUUUGUUUGCACAGUUAAUGUUUGUUAACUGUUUGUUAAUUUAAAGCAAUGUUUGCUUAUUCUUGUAAUGUUCAUAACUCUGCAUCUUUUCAUUUGUAUGUUUAAAUACGUGUAUGUGUGCGCUUAAUGGUUCAAAUUAAAGUGAAGCUGUUUUUAACUCUCCUGUAAAGUUUUUUUUUUUUUUCAUGAGCAUUGUUCUGCUCUUAAGUCUUAUAUUUCUGCAGUGUUUAAAAUUGCAUGUUAAUGUAAAACUGAAAUUGAGUUGUGAUUAAAUUAUUGUUGUAAAUACUGUAAACAUUAAAUCAUACAGUUUGUGGGAGUAAUGUUUUUUGGUGUUUUUUUUUUUUUUUUUUAAUAAACACUGUUCAAACGUAUUCAUGUAACAGCACACUCUGAUUUCUAAGUGCAGAGAAAUGUUUAAAAGCCUGAUUAAUAAAUCUGACAAAGAGAGCCGUAAUUUA